UGGGGGCGGCCGGGUGCCCUGAACUCGCUCAGGGCUCCGCCUCUUGUGAUAGGAAGCGCCUGUUAAAUAGUCCCGGCCAUUCAGCGCUUCCGCCUAACUUGUCGCAAAGUUUUUCUAGAGAAGUCGGUCCUUUUACUCGGCGCUCUUGCAGGCUGCUAGAGCUAACCUUCUGCUUAUUAGCCCGGGCUUGCAUUACGUCGGGGGUUUUCGAGCUCCGCACUCUUCCACAGUCUUGGUGCGGGAGCGGGAGCGCGGCGCAGUGUGCCUCCGCGCGUCCGAGGGGCAGCCGAAGCCCAGAGGAAGGGGCGGAUCGGGCGCGGUGUUUGGGACGGAGCGGGGCGCGCGGCGCUCGAAGCACCCACUCGGCGUUCCGGGGCUGGUGGAGACUGCUUGCGCACCCCUCAGACCGCACCCCUCAAGCUGUAGGUUCGCAGGCCCACGGCAGCCCGACUCGACGGCGUCCCCAUUGUGGGUCCAGUCUGUGGUCUUUGGAGGUCUUUUUUUUUUUUUUGCAGAUAUGUUCAGCUCUCUGGCGCGCGCUCUCUUCCCCAGAGUUGGCCGAGGGCGCUCUUCCGUGCAGACCCCAACCACACCCAGUGGCAGAUGGGUUUCUUUUUAACUGGCUUUCUUACUUGUAGGGUCCAUUUUAAGUCUGUUCUUAACAUGAUGUCCUCAUUGUCAAGUAGACAGUCUAUUUCUAGAUGGCUGUGGUAAUUGAAAAUAUAUAGGGUGAAUAUAUAUGAGGUAAAAUGUUAUAACUCUUUAAGUAGACCAAUGAAAUAGAUAUGGUAGCAUUAAGGUUCCGAAUGCAAAAGUUAAGGUUCAGUUUUCUUUUUAGGUUUAAAUUUGGGGGCAUGUAGUGUCUGUGAGCUAUUUUAGCGAAAACAUUUGUUGAGAAUGUUUGGAUAUCAAAACUUAACCCUAGAAAAAUAAAAUUAAGUCAAUGUUUAAAGAAUCCAUGAUAAUGUUGAACUUUGUACGGCUGUCACAAUGAUGAAACAUGCCACCAAACUGUACAUCUGGAUAGGAAUUUCAUUAACUUUGAGCGUCUAUGUUGGUCCUAGUUUACUGAUACGGUUGAAUUGGUUUUUUUUAUGCAGGAAGGAAUCUGAUUUGAGUGUACUCUAAAGUAUUGUCCUCAAGUUGAAGAGAUAGAAACCACUUAAAUUGAUGGAGUGAAAUAUCCUAACAUUUUUCAGAGUUUAACUGCAAAUCAAAUGAGUUCAUUAUCUUUUAGCAAAACUGUGUUUUCCUGAAAUUCAUGAAGACAUUGCAUUGUAUUAACAUUUUCAAGGUGUUAUCGUUUCAUGACAACGAUGAACAUAGGAGACCAUGUUGAUUUUUGUUAAAAUUGUCAUAAAUGAGUCCCAGAUCUAGAAAAUUAACGAAAGGUUGGGAGGGAUAAAAUGUAGGUAUCUAAUAACCUGUUUGGUACACCGAAAUUUUUCCUUAUUGUUGCUGCAAAAGUGAGUAUAAAUACCAAUUUAAAACGUUUCGUCUUUUUUUGAAGGGUGAAAGGACAGCAACACGAUGAACAUCUACUGUGCACAUUGAUAAUAUGUCAUCUCUUCUUUUGAUCUCUGUUCCUGAUUGUGGCUUUGUCCAAGCGUUAAAUUGUGUGCCUUUUGUUCCUUGAAGAAAGAGCUGGUGCUAGCAACCCCCAACUCUGUCUGGUCUCUGGACCCAGCUCAAAGCUCUGGAUUUGAUAUCUUCCCAUACCUCAGCCCGAGCCUUCUGUCACUUCAGAGGGCUUUCACACAAGCUCCCUCUCAAGCCCUCACUUCUCUCCCAAGAUGAAGAAACAAAUGCAGAGAUUGAGACUUGACUAGAAUAACACAAACCAGUGAGUUAAUGUGGGAAAAAUCCUGGUAUUUUGAAGAUGUCUCGGCACAGUAUUGUUUCCUGUUCAAAUUACAAGUAACUUCAAGAGUUUUCAGGAAAAAAAGAAAUUGGGAUUUUUUUGGGUUAAAUCAUGCCAUCUGAACAGAAACAUUUAUUUUUUGAUGAAAAGCAGAAUACUUUAAAAAAAGAUUAUGAUGUGAAAAAUGAGAUAGUUGAUACUGUCAGAUCAGUACUUAAGCCAAAAAUUUCAGAAAGUCAUUUUCAUUAUGAACUAAAAAAUGUGAAAAUUGUUUUGCCCAGGAUAAAUAUUCCAAAUGAAGUUCUGUUGAAACAUGAAGUUGACAAAUACAGAAAAUUAUUUCAGCAUAAACCACAGACUGCAAGAAAAUCUAUCAGUAUAAAGACUGUAAACUGUAUAGAGGAGUGUGUGUUGCUCCAUAAGUCUGAGAGAGUCGAAGAAGGUAUAAAAAUGUCUGCAAAAAUACUCAAUUUCAACUGUUUAAAGUGCCGAGAUAGCACUCGAUAUAGCCCAAAUGAUUUGCAGAAACACUUUCAAAUGUGGCACCAUGGUGAAUUACCUUCAUAUCCUUGUGAAAUGUGCAGUUUUUCAGCAAAUGACUUCCAGGUAUUUAAACAACACAGACGAACCCAUAGAAUCACUUUAGUAAAGUGUGAUAUUUGUAACAAUGAGAAUUUAUAUACUUUAUUAGACUUGACGAAGCAUUUUUCAUCCACACAUUGUGUAAAUGGUAAUUUUCAAUGUGAAAAGUGUGAAUUUUCUACCCAGGAUGUUGGUACAUUUGUUCAGCACAUUCAUAGACAUAAUGAAGUCCUUUAUAAAUGUGAUAAAUGCCAUUAUAUAUGUUUAACCAAAGGAGAGCUUCAGAAGCACCUUCAUAUUCAUUCUGGUACGUUUCCCUUCACUUGUCAAUAUUGUAGCUAUGGUGCCACCAGGAGAGAGCACCUUAUAAGACAUGUUAUAACUUUGCACAAAGAACAUUUAUAUGCAAAAGAAAAACUGGAAAAAGACAAAUAUGAAAAGAGGAUGGCAAAGACUUCAACAGGACUUAAGUUGAUACUGAAAAGAUACAAAAUAGGUGCAUCAAGGAAGACAUUCUGGAAACGUAAGAAAAUCAACAAUGGCAGUGACAGAAGUAUAGAAAAAAACACUCAAGUGCUUAAAAAAGUGAACAAAACACAGGCUAAAUCUGAAGACCAGAGCCGUCUUGUUCAAGAACAUAUAAAUGAAGAAAAGGACGAAAGACUAUACUGUGAGAAUAAUGAUAAACCUGCUGAGUCAGAGUCAGAAAAGCCAACUCUUCUGUCUACUGGACAGUGUAACAGAGCUGAAGAGGGAUCAAAUUCUACUACAGGUUUCUUGAAGACUGCCCUUCAAGGACCUACAGUGUUAAUGGUAAAAAAUAAUAGAAUAACAAUUCCUGCUAACUACAGUGCUAAAUUUAUGGGUUUUAAGAUGGUGGAUGGAAAACAACAUAUUGUAAUAAAAUUGUUGCCUACCAGUAAACAGAAUUUAUAUUUACCAGGCUCACAGUCAGGUGCCACAAGGCACAGUACUGCAAAUUUGCAGCCUCAGACUUUGGACACCACUGCAUUUUUAACAGGAGUAACAACGGAGUUAAAUGAUACCAUUUAUAUGAAGGCAUCUACUCCAUUUUCAUGUUCAUCUCCUAUACGUUCAGGGAAAGUAACUUCAGAAAAAGAAGUGGCUUUGCUAUCUCAAACAAGUAAUAUGCUUCCAACAAUGGAUGAUGAAAAAAGUGUAUCUUCUUUGCCAACAACAUCAGAAUUGAUUACAGCAUCAGUGAAUUUAACCACAAAAGUGGAAACAAGAGAUAAUGUUGACUUAUGGGGAAGUCAUAUUGCUCAGUGUCACCCUGAGGUAUCAGGUACUGCCAUUAAAAGUCCAGAUAAAGUUACCUGUACUGUCAAACCAAAUCCAUACAGCAGUGGAGAUAUGCAUAACUAUUGCAUUAAUUAUGUCAACUCUGAGUUACCUGUUGAAUCUUCGAACCAAGGAUCAUUACCUUUUCAUAAUUACUCGAAAGUUAAUAAUUCUAAUAAACGUCGUCGGUUUUCAGGAACAGCAACAUGUGAAAACCCUCAAAAAGAAUCUUCAUUAAGCAAGACAGUUGUUCAACAACCAAUAAGCGAGUCAGUUUUAUCACUAGUGAGGAAGGAGAGCUCAAAUCCAGAUAGCCUGUUAGCAUCUAUUAGUCUUUUAAAUACUAAAGAUGGAACUUUAAAAACACAAGCUGAAAUGGAAGAACAGUGUGUUUUAGAAAAAGGACAAAACAUUGAUGGACAGAACCUGUACACUAAUGAAAAUCAAAAUUUAGAGAGCUUGACUGAAAAACCUAAAUGGGAUGACAUCUCUAGUGAUGAGUCACCGAUGAUGCCUAGAAUCACAUCUGUUUUCUCUCUCCAGAGCCAACAGGCAUCAGAAUUUUUGCCCCCUGAAGUAAACCAGUUACUUCAAGAAGUAUUAAAAGCAAAACCUGAUGUGAAACAAGACUCUAGCAACACUCCAAGUAAAGACCUGAGACUUCAUUGCGACCAGUCAUUUCAGAAACACGAGAGAGAAGAUAAAAUAGUCGAAUGUUCAAAAGACUUGAAAGGACAAGGCCUCUUCCCAGUUCCAUCCUGUAGUAUGGGGAUUAAUGGACCUACAAACGAUCCAAAUUUAAAAUGUGGUGGAAAAGAAAAACAAAUGCUGUCAAUGUCACAAGAUGUGAGAGAUUCAGAGAAGACGCCUAGAAUUUCUGGGUUUGGCACAUUACUUAAGACACAGUCAGAUGCAAUAAUUACACAGCAGCUUGUAAAAGACAAACUGCGAGCCACUACACAAAAUUUAGGUUCUUUAUAUAUGCAGAGUCCACUUCUAAAUUCAGAGCCAAAAAAGGCUUUAUUUGUUCAGACUCCAAGAGGCUUUUUUGUUCCAUUGCACAUUGCUAACAAGCCUGGAUUACAUGCUUCAGGAAAACCACUUCCUUUGGUUAAUACACAAGGUGUUCCUGCUUCUCUUCUCUUAAACAAGAAACCUGGGAUGAUCUUAACAUUUAAUAACGGGAAACUUGAAGGUGUUUCUGCUGUCAAAACUGAGAGUGCUCAAGCUUGUGGAACUACAACUAAAGAGCCUUGCAGACCACCUAUUUUAAAGGUAGAACCAAGCAGUAAUUGUCUGACCCCUGCACUUUGUUCCAGCAUUGGCAGCUGUUUGAGCAUGAAAAGUAGCUCAGAAAAUACCCUGUCAUUAAAAGGUCCUUACAUUAUUAAAACGCCAGCAAGUUCCUCAGUGAAAGCUGUUCCUACCCCUAAUACAGUAUCUGAGCAUCAGGGCACUAAGUUGAAUAUCUCAGAUUCAGUAAAACAGCAGAACAAAAUUUUCCCAAAACCACCUCUUUACACCCUUUUGCCUGAUGGCAAACAAGCUGUUUUUUUAAAGUGUGUGAUGCCAAAUAAGACUGAGCUGCUUAAGCCUAAAUUAGUCCAAAAUAGUACUUAUUAUAAAAAUAUACAGCCAAAGAAACCUGAAGGAACACCACAAAAAAUAUUGCUGAAAAUUUUUAACCCUGUUUUAAAUGUGACUGCUGCUAAUAAUCUGUCAGUAAGCAACUCUGCAUCCUCUGCAUCCUCAUCGCAGAAAGAUAAUGUACCAUCUCAUCCAGCUACAGGAGGAGAGCAGAAAGAGCCAGAAUCUUCUAGAGAUGCCUUACCCUUCUUACUAGAUGAUAUGAUGCCAGCAAAUGAAAUUGUGAUAACUUCUACUGCAACAUGCCCAGAAUCUUCUGAGGAACCAGUAUGUAUCACUGACCAUUCAGAAGCCAGGGUAUUAAGACGUAAAACUAAUUGUACAAUUGAGAGAUGCGUCAAUAAGAAAAAGACUUUGAAAAAAAAUUUUUCAAGAAUAAAAACUCAUUUAAGGAGUAAAGAUUCUGAAACUGCCUUUGUAUCUAGAAACAGAAACUGUAAACGAAAGUGUAGAGAUAGUUACCAAGAACCUCCAAGAAAAAAAGCAUUGCACAGAAAGUGUAAAGAAAAAGCAAAGCCUGAAGAUAUCAGUGAAUCAUUUGGAUAUAGCAAACCUAGGCUUUCAAAAGAUUCAGUCAGAACUUUGCGGCUUUUCCCCUUUAGUUCCAAACAACUUGUGAAAUGUCCUAGGAGAAACCAACCAGUGGUAGUUUUGAAUCAUCCUGAUGCAGAUGCACCAGAAGUAGUAAAUGUAAUGAAAACUAUUGCUAAAUUUAAUGGACGUGUACUUAAGGUUUCAUUGUCAAAAAGAACUAUCAAUGCUUUACUGAAACCAGUUUGUUGUAACUCUUCUAAAACAAUUUGUGAUGAUUUCCCCAAGAGGCACAAAACAUUUAAACCUGUUAGUUCUGUGAAAGAAAGAUUUGUGCUAAAAUUAACUCUCAAAAAAACAAGCAAAAACAAUUAUCAGAUUGUGAAAACUACCUCUGAAAACGUUUUGAAAGCUAAAUUUAACUGUUGGUUUUGUGGUCGAGUAUUUGACAAUCAGGAUACUUGGGCUGGUCAUGGGCAGAGACAUUUAAUGGAAGCUACUCGUGAUUGGAAUAUGUUAGAAUAAUUUACCAUAAUUACCAAGGAGAAGAAGAGUAAUUACCUUAGAAGAAAAUAGUGGGUUGAAUUACUAAUGCAGACACUUUUACUUCAACAUAGUACUUGAAAUUAAACAUUUAAAAGUUGCUUAUGUUUCCAUGGAAGAACGCAAGUUUUAGUGUGAUAAUUGAAAAUGCUGUCGGUGCACAUGUAAGUUUUGAAAGAAACCUAAUCAGCACAGAUGGACCUUGAUUUAAUUUUUAAAAAAUGUGUUCUUGGGAAGUUAGGGCUAAAGAAAAUUUUGAUAAAACUGUUUUCCCAGUUUAGUUCUUUAGUGACUCUUGAUAGAGGGUAAUGUCUGACAGCCCCAUUCCCUCUUUCCGUCCACCAGCCUUAUGAAUUUGGUAAGUAUAGCUCCUCUGAGAGCUCUUUCACUGUGGAACUGAAGGAGUUUCUCAUCAUUUAUGAAGAUACACUAGGAGAACUUGGGUAAAGAACUUACUCCACAUCUGCAAAACAUAGUUGUUUUGAAGGUAAUUAGGCUCCUUUUAGAGUACCUUUAACUCACUACAGUUACACCUCAUAUUGAUGAGUUUUUGACAAGUAGAUAUUUUUUCCUGGUAAGCUGUGUCCCAUAUCAGUGAUGGAAACACCCUCCAAGAUAAUUUUCUUUUUCCAAGUGGCUGUCAAGCAUCACAGUAGAUGGGCAGCCUUGAGAGGAGAAUUAAACUUUCUUGGUCUGAUUUGAAGUCCAUUUAAAGAACUUGAACAUUUUUUCUGAAUUUGAUUAUAUAUUCUCCAGCGAUUCCCUUGCAUAGGACUAUGCUUGUUUGGUUUAAAUUGUUUGUCUCCAUGAACCAAAUGGCCAGUUUUUUUCUUGGUUGCCAUCCCUUUAAAAAGAGUGAAACACAGAAGCACUUCCAAGGGAAUGGCUUUUCUUGAAAAUUAAAAAUUAUUCCUCAGAAACGAUAUUUUGAAGCAAGAUUAACAAAGCAGAUCAUACUUUUGUGUUUAUUAUUAGUGUUUGAACAUGUCCACAUUGGGACAAAUCAUUUUUGUUAGCAACUUUUCAGUAUGACUGACAACCCAAAGCAGAUUAUUUACUGAUUGUUUGCAGUUGGAAAUGAAGAAGCAUUAAUAUUGGACUGAGUGGCAGUGCAUAAAACUUCAGGACAGAUUCUGAAGGGACGCGCCCAACAGGUAGCAUUUUAAAAUGGCUAUUUUCACGACAGCAGAAUCAUUGAUUUAAACUUUUCAGUUUGUAAGUUUGGAUCAAAUUUUGUUGGAUCAUUGGAUAAUGGAGUUCUUGUGUUAAAAAUUAUAUACCAUAUAAUUUUUGUUACUUGGUUACUACAAGUGUUAUGACAUUUUCAUUGAUUGAAAGAAAACUUCAGGGCUUCUUUUCUGUAUAUAACAAGGAAUUUAAACCUGUACAUAUUUUUGUACCUUUCAGUUAUGUAAAUUUUGCACAGAAAUUUUUUUGACAUAAAAAGUUUAUUUUCUUUCAAUUUAGUUCUGUGCAUGCACUAAUAAAACUUGCUGUUUAAUUUAAAAGGAAUAUAUAAGACUUUACCCAUGUUAUUUUUUUGGUUUUUAUUUCAGAUGUACAAUUUUUUUUUUUUUUGGGUAAAUUCAGUUUUCAGGGAUUGAACACUAUUGUUAGCAAGUGCCUAAAAGAUGUGAAACAGUUUACAUAUGUUGACUGUAACAUUAGGUCCCAGAUGGGCCCUCUCCCCCUAUAGUUUUAUUUUAAAGAAAGCCAUACAUAGAUGCUUCAAGCUAUCUUGCUAUGCACAUUAUACAUGUACUGUUUUUGUGCAGUUUGUCUACUUUCUUAGAAGUGAAGUAUUUUUUGUAUAAAAUCUGUUACAAUUGUGUUUCUUAAAUUGAGCCUAAGAAUGGAGUUGAUUGGAAAUAUACAGUAUAUAUUAAUAAUGUAUAUGGUGUUUAAAGACUGGUAAGCAUUGUUAAUUUCUGUAAUGAACGUUUUCUUCAAUUAAAUUUCUCUUAAGUUUCUGUUUACACAAUAAUUUUUUAAUGUGCUAAAAUCAAAUGGGAAUUUUAUUCUAAUGGGAAAUACUGAGAUUUCAGGUUUUUGGUUUUUUUUUAAUGCUAGUGAACAAUGCAAAAUAAAGUGGGCUUUUUUCCCAAAAAAAAUUAUAGGUGAAAUUUUGAAAUUUUGUUUGAGAAGAAUAGUAUUUAUUAUAAUUUAACUAUGCUGAUAAGAAAAGCCACACAGAAGCUUACUUUCUUUAGUACCCUAAGGACAGUGAAGCAAAUGCUCUGUUAUGGUUAGAUCUGUUAUGAUGCGUCACCUUCUGUGAAUAGAGGAGAGAGAGAAGGAACUCUCUUGACAGUGUUUGCAGCACUAUAAAAAUACAUUCCAGAAUUAUCAUAACAUUGAAAAAAUAUCUAAUGUUGAGAUAAACAUGCCUUUUGCCUUAAGGUUUUAAAAGCUGUUUUAAAAAGCUUCAUGCCCCAGAUACUCUAGUUGGUACCUUUUAUGAAUUCUUUUUUUAAACUUAGGUAAUUCUUAAGGAGGUAAGCCUGCUUGAAGCCUCUUUACUGCCAGAGCAGAAAAUCCGAAAAUAAAACCCUCUAUCCUUUCCUUCUGGCCAAAACUGAGCUAAAGAUGGCUUUCCAAGAUAUGUUCAUUAGUUUGAGGUUCUUAUUACAACUGGAAGAGUUAAUUUUAUCUUUGCAAUCUAACUUCAAGUCGGUAAUUUGUUUCCUAUUUGUUUUUUUUCUGUAUGUCCUAUUUUUUUCUCCUAUCUGUCUGUCUCCAUUGAAAUGAGCCUUACUAUUUGUCAUUCACUUAAAAUAAUAGUUUAACUUUCAAAGAGUUUUCCUUAUCUUACAAAGCAUUCAGCAUGGAUUGAAAUGUAUUAGUUUUUAUGAAGAGUUUUGUUUUCAUUAAGGGGUCAGCAAGAUAUUUCAUCAAAGGAUCAGACAAACAACUUAGGCUUUGUAGGCCAUUUAGUCUCUGUCAUAACUACUUAACUAUGACUGUGGCAGAAGUGGCCAAAAACAACACAUGAAUGAGUAGGCGUAUAUUUUAAUAAAACUUUGUUAAAAAUUGUCAGUGGGCCAAAUUUGGCCCACACCAAAUGGUUUACUAACUCUUACUCUCUGUCAAAAAUCUGACCUUAGACUGGGAUUUUUGUUAACAGCAGAAGUUUGGUGGCUUUUUUUUUUGUUGUUUGUUUGUAAUAGACACCAGCUUUAUAAAAGUUACAAGUAUAAAAACUAAAAUAUGUGUGUGUAUAUAUGUAGUCACCAAUGUAGAUGUAUUUGUUUAAAAGUGAAAUGAAUGUAAACCUAAUGAAAAUAAUUAAUGGGUAAAGUAUAGAUAGGUCUUAUGUGUGCUAAGGGUAAUGCAGCUUAUGGAGAGAUUAAAGAUGAGAUCAAUCAAUUACUGUGAAAAUUUAUAUCCAGAUUAGAUGAGAAGUCGAUACUAGUUGUUCUAGUGAUAUGAAAUCAUUGGUGAGAAAAAGUAAUAGCAGUUCUUUAAGGAUGGGGAUGGGGUUUUGGGAAUGGAGGUGAGCCAAAACCAGAAUAUUGUAUUAAUUCCAUGCUCACUACUGAUUUUUUCUUUUUAGUAAGUGAUUCCUUUUCACCAAUGACAUCCGCUUACUUAGAGUAAUCCCACUUGUGUUGAGGUAUUGGCUCUGUUCCUUGCCACUGCAAUUUGUUAUUAGAGUCUUUGUUUUCAGCAAAGUGCCUUGGAGAUCUCAUCUGAUGAAACUUGCUGGGGGAUAUUAAGAGUGUGGCAUUUGCAGAAUUUCCCUAUAAUGGAGAGUUUAAAUAGCUUAGUUGAUUUUAGUGGUCAUUGCAAGUCUUCCUUGAAUUAUUUUUUUGACUAUACCUCUUUCUAAAUUGGCUUCUAUUAAGUUUAAUAUAUCGUAAAUUAUGGCAGUGUAAACUUGAGAAUGUAGGAAGAAUGUUAAUGUACGUCAGUUUUGAAAAUCAUGAUUUUAGUUGAUAGAAGAAUGCACUUACUAAGAAAUAUUCAUUCCUAGUAGAGACAUUCUUAGUAUGUUAAGAGAAGAAUUCUUCUUCCUUAAUACUUUUAGAGUCCUUCAACCAAAAAUGAAGAUCGUGUUUAGGUUGCAGCUCAAAUUGCCUCUUUCAAUUAAGUAGUGAAACAUAGCUGCCUGCUGUCACUGGUUAUUCAUAAGCUAUUGCUAAUGUAAAAGGGUAGGAAGACAAAACGAAAACUUGAGAAGAGAGCAAAAUACUAUUUGCAAAUGACUUUACUUCAAUAUUUGGAAAAUCCAAAGAGGUACACUGAGAAAUACUUAGCUUUCUGGACACUUAACAAUAAUCAUUUGGGAAGCAAUAAAGUAAUAAAAAUUGUGUGAAGCUGCCAAAAACCACAAAACCUAACUGAGAGAAUUACAGUGUUUGAGUGUAAGAGCAAAUAUACCCUUAUUUGGUAGAUCCCAUUUUCCAUGUCUGUGUCCUACAGAAUGCUUAUAUUGAAAAGAUGGUGGCAGCUGAGUAGUGGUGCCCAGUGCCUAACUCCCAAUACCUGCAGUAUAACGAGAAUCAGGACAGGGAAGCUACAAAAUAGUGCAACCUUUGCUACACAUUUUUGUUGCAAGAGACCUUGCUGCUCUGGUGGGAUUGACAGCCAAGUGGCAGCUUGCAUCUCUCUUGGCUUUGUAAGGCAGAAGAGCUAUUGUAUGUUCAGUAGCUGGUGAUCAUUGGCACAUCCUGCUCUCCCUGGUUCUGGGCUGUAGAAGAACUGUACUGGGAGGUGGCAGCAGAUUCUCCUGUCCCUUCCCCUAACCACCAACAUAGCUGUUCCACAGGGAGGAUUCAGGGGGCAUUCAAUGAAGAGCCAGUUUGCCAACACUCCCCCACCCCACAACCAGCUCUGUAGCACAAAGGCACAGAUACUCUUGUUAAAGAGAGGUUUGGAGUGAACUUCAAAGACUUGCUAACAUGCUGUCCUUUACAAGGGGCUGGACUUUAUCUGGAUCAGACAGGAGCAAUUUAUACCCUAUAGUACUGUUGAAAACAAUAGAUCAGAGAGAGAAAAAAAAAAGGUUGAUAAAACCACAGGCAUCCUUCGUGAUCAGAAAGAAUGUGUGCAUGCUCAAGGCUGCAGCCACAUAGGAGCAACCCUGACUGAAUGUAGGGCAAAACUUGUAAACUCCCUAAAGGAUAAAAGCAGUCUCAAAGUCACACACAAAUCCGAAGGUAAAGGAUGUAAACAUCACUGAUUCACAGGGCUUAAGCACAACCUCUGAUCAGUCAAUCAGUGGCUGAUCACUAAAUGGCGCUGACUUGGAAGCGACCCGUAAGAUGUCAGGCUUAAAAAUGGGGAAACAAGUUGAGCAGUGACAUCAGAGAAGGUGUACUGUGAGGGGGAAAUAAACUUGAUAAAUUAGUUCUGCCAAGUUACAAAAAUCCAGAGUUGGGGAGGAGAUCCUACAAUAUGUUACCUAAAAUGUCUGGUUUUCAACAUAAGGUUAUGAGACAUUCCAAGCAACAGAGAAGUGUGACAUUGAGAAAAAGGCAGCAGAUACUGAGGGGUAUCAGAUACAGGAUAAAUGUUAAUCAACUAAAGGAAACCAGAUUUAAAGAAUUAAAGUAUACUGACAAUGUCUUAUCAAAUGGAAAAUAUAAAUAAGAUUUGAAAUUACCAAAAAAAAAAAAAAAAAAACGGUGAAAAUUCUUGGAAAGUG
Sus scrofa (pig) is the source of this 12113-nucleotide messenger RNA. RefSeq names its product zinc finger protein 518A (gene ZNF518A). Lineage: Eukaryota; Metazoa; Chordata; Mammalia; Artiodactyla; Suidae. The record is from RefSeq and is a predicted model, not a curated record.